Molecule: messenger RNA, 906 nt
Organism: Onychostoma macrolepis
Lineage: Eukaryota; Metazoa; Chordata; Actinopteri; Cypriniformes; Cyprinidae
Gene: snrpd2
Product: small nuclear ribonucleoprotein D2 polypeptide
Exons: 3
Coding region: 265-591 (108 amino acids)
Biological process (GO): RNA splicing; spliceosomal snRNP assembly
Cellular component (GO): precatalytic spliceosome; U2 snRNP; catalytic step 2 spliceosome
Molecular function (GO): RNA binding
Source: RefSeq, a predicted model, not a curated record
UGUUAGCAGCUACAGUGCACCUUCUGUUGUAACGUACUGGUUAUAAGUGAAUACACGUAUAAUCUUUAUGUGUUUGUUUUGUAAGUUAAGUGUUGUUUUCGUUUGUCCAGUUGAUUGGUUAUUGGUGUUUAUUCUCGUUGUUUUCUUCUCUGCACUAUAUUUCGGAAUCGUUAUACUGUAAUUAGCUCGCUAUUUCUUAAACAUGAAAGAAAGCUUCUACAUUUGUGGUAUUUUAGGAGUUUGUUAAACAAGCCCAAAUCUGAGAUGACUCCAGAGGAGCUCCAGAAGCGAGAGGAGGAAGAGUUUAACACCGGUCCACUUUCAGUGCUCACCCAGUCUGUAAAGAACAACACACAGGUUCUUAUCAACUGCCGCAACAAUAAGAAGCUGCUGGGCAGAGUCAAAGCAUUCGACAGGCAUUGUAACAUGGUUCUAGAGAAUGUGAAAGAAAUGUGGACAGAGGUGCCCAAGAGUGGCAAGGGCAAGAAGAAGUCAAAGCCAGUGAACAAGGAUCGAUACAUCUCAAAGAUGUUCCUGAGAGGCGAUUCAGUCAUCGUGGUGCUGAGGAACCCACUCAUCACCGGGAAAUAAACCUGACGUGUAACACGCCUGUUCAAGUACAGGUGAUCUCCUGGACACUCAUUCACCAGCUCAGCUCUCAUUGACCGUGUUAAAGUGUUAAUUAGACCUUUGAGCAAAUUAAGUCUUUUACACUCAGAGAACAGUUCAUAGUCUGCCUUGUGCUGCAACAACUGUAUUUUGAUGGGAAAUGUUUAGCAUCAUUACGAGACAUUGUCUGGUCAAAGAAAAGAUACGAAGAUGCCAUUUGAACCUUUUUUUUUGUUGUUUCAGUUGUAUAAAAAUGUGCUUUUUUUCUAAAUAAACAUUUGGAUAUUCAAACCUCAA